This is a messenger RNA of Rhinichthys klamathensis goyatoka, 2047 nucleotides long. Its product is annotated as src substrate cortactin-like. The record is from RefSeq and is a predicted model, not a curated record. The transcript has 15 exons. Gene Ontology annotation, molecular function: actin filament binding. NCBI's taxonomy places the organism in Eukaryota, Metazoa, Chordata, Actinopteri, Cypriniformes, Leuciscidae. The coding region runs from base 152 to 1552 and encodes 466 amino acids. Gene Ontology annotation, cellular component: cortical actin cytoskeleton; actin filament; focal adhesion. Gene Ontology annotation, biological process: regulation of actin filament polymerization.
CUCCCGGCGCAGGUGGUGCGGUCCUUCUGGAGCAGGAAGUGGGAAGUGGAGGACUCAAGGUGGCCAGGAAAACUGACGACUUUUCUCUUUAUAACUAUUAUCAAGACGUAUUUACCUAAUACUUGCAUUAAGAAGACCAUCGAAGUGCAGCAUGUGGAAGGCAUCCGCAGGUCAGUCUGUCGCUGUGGCAGUGGAUGAGGGAGGAGACGACUGGGAAACGGACCCCGACUUUGAGAAUGACGUGUCGGAGAAGGAGCAGCGCUGGGGCGCCAAGACUGUGAUCGGAUCAGGACACCAGGAACACAUCAAUAUCCAUAAGCUGCGCGAGCGAGUGUCGUGUGAACACAGCGACCUGAAGCAGAAGGAGCUCGCCGACAUGCCGAAAGCUUCUCACGGGUACGGGGGGAAGUUCGGCCUGCAGCAGGACCGCAUGGACAAGUCUGCUGUAGGCCACGAGUAUCAGAGCAAGCUGUCCAAGCACUGCUCCCAGACCGACACCUCCAAGGGUUUCGGAGGGAAGUUCGGCGUGGAAGCGGAUCGUGUCGACCAGUCUGCCAUGGGCUUCGAGUAUGCUGGGAAGACUGAGAAACACGCCUCGCAGAAAGAUUACGCCACUGGGUUCGGCGGCCGCUACGGCGUUCAGGCGGAUCGCGUGGACCAGAGCGCCGUUGGCUUUGACUACCAAGGGAAAACAGAAAAACACGAGUCUCAGAAAGAUUAUGCCAAAGGCUUUGGUGGCAAAUUUGGAGUGGAGACGGAUAAAGUGGACAAGAGCGCCAUGGGCUUCGAGUACCAGGGAAAGACGGAGAAACACGAGUCUCAGAAAGAUUAUGUGAAGGGUUUCGGAGGGAAGUUUGGCGUUCAGACGGACCGUCAGGAUAAGUCUGCGAUGGGAUGGGAUCACCAGGAGAAACUGCAGCUGCACGAGUCACAGAAAGAUUAUUCCAAAGGCUUUGGCGGGAAGUAUGGUGUGCAGAAGGACCGAAUGGACAAGAGCGCAGGCACGUUUGAGGAGGUGGAGAAGCCGAGCACGGCGUAUCAGAAGACCCGUCCCGUCGAAGCAGCUGGGAACAGCGCCGGCAGCAUCAAGGCUCGCUUCGAGAACAUCGCCAAGCAGAAGGAGGAGGAGGACCAGCAGAGAGCAGAAGAAGAGCGCGCUCGACGACAGGCCAAGGAGAAGCAGGAGCAGGACGAGGCGCGCAGCAAACUGAAGGCGGAGCCCGUCAGCGAGUCGGUGGCGCACGUGUACGAGCUGGAGCCGGUCUCAGCAGAACCCACAUGUGAAGAACCGGUUCAGGAGGACCUGUACCUGAGCCCUGAGCCCGACGACCAGAUCCAGACCUCAGGUGCUCAGCCGGACGAGUACGGAGAGGAUCUCGGUGUGACUGCCGUCGCUCUGUACGACUAUCAGGCCGCGGGUGAUGACGAGAUCUCCUUUGACCCGGAUGACAUCAUAACCAACAUCGAGAUGAUCGACGAGGGCUGGUGGAGGGGUGUGUGUCGGGGCUCGUACGGACUCUUCCCAGCCAAUUACGUUGAAGUUCGACAAUAGACUCACUGGUUCCCGGCGGGGCGUCGGCCCUCGACUCCAUGCUUCCUUUAUCAGCCCUGCUUUCUCUUCUCUCCUUUCUCUCGCGCCAGCGUUCGCCUCAGCGCUCGCGUCCCGUUCAUGUCAGUAGGCCUGAGUAGAUGCCUCUGCCAAUAGAGAUUUAUGACACUUCUAAGAGCGUAUACACACACACACACACACACACACACACGUACACGUUGAAAUAAGAGAGUAGACCAAAGAUCAGAGAUCUUCUGGUGUCUUUGAGAAUAAAUCAUGCACAUGUGCGGCUUCUUUGCGACUCUUAAAGCUGCGUCCGUACGAACACUUUGUUCAUUUUAGUGUCUUUUUUUGCAGUGUUGAAACGGGGAACAAAUUAAUUAUGUUUGAAAAUAUGAAUGAAGGCCAAAACGUGAUGCCAUAAUAAUCACUGCUGGAAUUCGCAGUGUUUGAAACGGUUUAUAAGAAUCACUUUAAUGGUAUUUGAAGGGUUGUGUA